UGUUAAAUUGACAAUAUAAAAUAUUGACAAAUGACUGACAUUAAAAAGACAAUAAAUUAUUUGUGUCAAUGUAUUGAAUUAUGUACUGGACACAAAAUAAAACCUGAAUAUUUUGAAUCUUUCAAUCAAAAUAAAUCUUCACCUGAAGCUAUUAAUUGUUUUUGGUCAGUACUUCAUACUUUAAGUCAUUUUGCUGUUAAAAAUAUUCAACCAACUGUUGAAUUUCCCAACUACGACAUUGUUGAAACGACAAAAUUACAUUUUGGAUUUUUGCAAUACUCAGGAAUAUAUUUUUAUGGCUUACAAAAAAAUGAUGAAAAUAUAUGUGAACUGGUGUUGGCAUUGGCCUGGUUAAUUGCCAAGCAAAAUAUUUUAGAAACAAUUGUAAGAUCAAAAAUUAUUGACAGUAUACUUAGUGGAAAUAUUCAUCAAAAUGUUGACAAUACUAAAACUAAAAAUGAUGGAAUAAAAAAGAAACUUGAUUUUUCAUCACAAAUUAAUACAGUAAUGCAUAAAUCCAUGUUGAUAAGUUAUAAUCUCAAAGGAUUGACUAAAAUAAUUGAAGAUAAAAUUAAAACAACAGCUAAAAUUCACACAGCUAGUUCAAAUUGCUCUGGAAUUUUACAUCUUGAUCCACUAGAAGCUGCAAUAAUCAAAAGAUACAAUUCUAAUAAUAAAAAUUACACAAAAAUCGAUGAAGAAAUAAUGAAUGAUUUAAACAAAAUAAAAUCUAUACUCAACGUUUAUUUUAAAUUUUCAAAAAAUGAAAAUAUUUUUUUCCAUUGGAUAACAACAGUCAUGAAAGAAUUGGAAAUUAAAAAAACUGAAAUUUCGAAAGAAACUAUUGAUCAAUUAUCGACAUUUAUUAGCAUCUUACGAAAUUUAGUUAAAAAAAAAAUAUAUUCAGUUAAAAAAAAUGACAAUGAUAUAAAAAUUAACGAAAUAUCAGUUACAUCAAAAUUACAACGUGAAAAUAAUACAAAUAAUAAUAACUUAAAUAAUAAAGUUAAUGAAAAGUUAAAAAAUGAAGAGGAAAAUAUUGCUGUUAAAUUAAAAAUAAUUUCUAAUGAAUUGGCAAUUAUGUUGAAAUCAAUACCAAAUUGUUUACAAGUAUAA
Aphidius gifuensis is the source of this 1116-nucleotide messenger RNA. RefSeq lists its product as uncharacterized. NCBI's taxonomy places the organism in Eukaryota, Metazoa, Arthropoda, Insecta, Hymenoptera, Braconidae. The coding region runs from base 31 to 1116 and encodes 361 amino acids. The record is from RefSeq and is a predicted model, not a curated record. The transcript is spliced from 5 exons.